Molecule: messenger RNA, 2245 nt
Organism: Anopheles stephensi (Asian malaria mosquito)
Lineage: Eukaryota; Metazoa; Arthropoda; Insecta; Diptera; Culicidae
Exons: 3
Coding region: 548-2245 (565 amino acids)
Source: RefSeq, a predicted model, not a curated record
AACUUCCAAACGCAUAACACAUAUUCAAUUAUCCGCUCCAGUUUUAGAAAUUCCCAAAUAUCACAAGUUUCCUCCCUUCACGACCGGUGUAAUUUAUACAUUUGGUCCUUCGAACCGGAUCGGUGAAAGGAAGCAUUACGUGCAGUGAAACUUGCAGCAGGACACUACGUGUUCACAGAUUUGGGAAUAAACGGCACUACGUACCGUUUAUGUACAGUGGUGAUUCAAAGUGUGAUAUUUCUCCGUUUAAACCCGUUGUGUUUUUCAUUUCCUUUGGUUGCCCCGCUAUCACGGGCAAAGGAGACGUUUGUGAAGUGUUCGUGAAGAUUACAUCGUGUCACGAACAAGGAACAGAAAAGCGAGUGUGUAGUUCGAUCGGAACGCGUAAGAAAACCGACGCCACCCACGCCAUUUCAAAUUUGGCACCCAUAACUGCAACGACACCCAUUGCGUUUUCAAAUUUGCGCCAUUCGAAAUUUGGUUUUGCGUACAAGUUGCAUCCAAGUUACAGUGAGAUUAUCCUACGCGCCAAAAAUUCAAAGAGAAAAUGGCGAAACAAUUAAAAGCGUUUCAACUGAAAAAACGCCAAGCUGCCGAGCUAAUUAAAACCGUGGAACAGUUCACCAGUGAAUAUACCGAUGAUAGAGUGAGUGAAGUAUCAGUGUGUCUAGACCAGCUGGAAAGGUAUUACGAAGAUUUUCUCCAGGCAAGCGCGAAAGUUUCGGAGCUAGAUGAGGAUGGGGCGGAAACGUAUGUGGCGGAACGUUGCGAAAUGGACACGCGUUACCGACGCGUGAAGGGUUUCCUUCUACGAAGGCAACCCUCGAACCCGGGUGUGAGUGAUUCGGUGUUGAUCGCGAAUUCAACGAUGAAUACUACGGGACGAUCGAGUGCUGUGAAUGUGCGUCUGCCGAAAAUCGAAUUACCUACGUUUGAUGGUGAUUCUACCAAGUGGCUUACUUUCCGGGACCGAUUUGUAGCUAUGAUUGAUUCUUCCGCGGACAUUCCUAACAUCAUGAAGCUGCAAUAUCUGCUGUCGUCGUUAAAGGGUGAUGCUGGAUUGCUCUUCGAGCAUACCACCUUAACAGCAGAUAAUUACGACGUGACGUGGACUGCCUUGCUGAAGCGAUACGACAACCCGCGUACGCUUGUUCGCGAGUACUACCGGAAGAUUCAUCACCUACCGACAGUGAGCCGUGAAAGGGUGGAUGAAUUGGCGCAGCUCGUGGAUGAAUUCACGCGGCACGUGAACGGGCUGAAGAAACUCGACGAGCCCGUUGAGUACUGGGAUACGCCGCUCGCCAACCUCUUGCUGAUGAAACUGGACACGGCGACCAUCUUGGCUUGGGAAAACCAUUCAGCACAGCACACGAAAGAUAAGUACAAGGAGUUAGUAGAUUUCCUUCAUAGUCGUGUCCGAAUCCUUAAGUCAACGCGUGAGUUUUCCCAUACUGAACUAAAUACGAGAAUGGUGGCCGGUAGCAAAAAAAUAUUCGAACAUAGACCAAGGUUGGUGGGUAACACAGCGACGGCAGGAAGAGCAAUACCGCAUAUGUCAGCGCCACAGCCACCACAACCACCGUGCAUUUUUGGUUGCACGGAGGCUCACCAUUUGCGGGCUUGUCCGGAAUUCGCAAAUAAGGACGUACCCCAACGGCGGGAAAUCGCAACACGAGAACGGCUGUGUUGGAAUUGCCUGAAUCGUCAUCACCAAGUGAGGGAUUGCCGCUCGUCGUACCGGUGCACUACGUGCAAGGCACGACACCAUUCACUACUACAUGUGAAUUCAGCGGUGACCAUGGCUGCGCAAUCCGAUGAGGAAAUGGUUCUUCUGGAAACGGUCCUUCUCCAGCUCGUGGAUGAUCACGGCAACACGUAUGAUGCGCGGGCACUUCUCGAUUCGGGAUCGAUGUGCAAUUUCGUUUCCGAAACCAUGGCGCAGCGAUUGCUAACACCGUUGUCAAAGGUAGACGUUGCCAUAUCUGGUAUAGGGCAACACAUGCAGCACGUCAAGGGUUCCAUUACAGCGGCCGUUCAAUCGAAAGGGGCUGACUUCUCUACAACAAUGGAAUUUCUUGUACUAAAGACUCCGUCGGCAGAUCUUCCAACCACACCGAUAAACGAAGCGGUCACUGGGCGAAGGAAAACCAUGGUUGUUGGAGACACCGUUUGGAUGGGCGAUCUCUGGGAAUACUUCCCGUUGUUCUGGGCCCAAUUUGCGGUUGUGUCACCUGGCAACCAAUGA